Molecule: messenger RNA, 5509 nt
Organism: Catharus ustulatus (Swainson's thrush)
Lineage: Eukaryota; Metazoa; Chordata; Aves; Passeriformes; Turdidae
Gene: CCL20
Product: C-C motif chemokine ligand 20
Exons: 4
Coding region: 4672-5106 (144 amino acids)
Biological process (GO): cellular response to type II interferon; immune response; positive regulation of GTPase activity
Cellular component (GO): extracellular region
Molecular function (GO): CCR chemokine receptor binding; chemokine activity
Source: RefSeq, a predicted model, not a curated record
ACUGCACUUUGGGCUGCAGGGGAAUCUCUGCUCUGGCACCUGGAGCAGGUCCUGCCCCUCCUUCUGCACUGACCUCGGGGUCUGCAGCAUGGUUUCAUAUAUCCAUCCUCCAUAUACUCAUUCUUCUCUCGGGCUGUAGUUGCACUGGGAUUUUUCCCCCAGAGAUGAUACCAUUGUCAGUGAUGGCCUCAGCCUUGUCCACUGAGUCCUUCCUUGGAGCCAUCUGGCAUUGCCUCUGCCAGACAUGGGAGAAGACUCUAGAAGAGAAUCCACCACUGGUGCCUACCCACUACCAAAACCCUGCCACACAAAUCCAAUGAAGACUGUUUUUCUUUCCAAUUACAGGCUUUGCCAUCACAUUUGAGAGGUCCAUUUCUGUGAAAAGGUUGUUGGCUACCCCAAGGGACUGUAGACAGAGUAAUUUUGCAGAGAGAAAGCUGCCCUCAGACAACUAGAUAUUUAGCUUCUAUAUGUAGGUAGCAGGAAGCAAUCAGCAGUGCUGGGAUGGCUGCCAGGAUGUUCAUGGCAGGUGUACCAGGUCUCCUCAUAACCUGCACUUUCGAUAGAUAGGAAGUUAAUUUCUCCCAACAGGCACAUGUCUUGUCCAUAAUUACAUCAAAGCAAUGUCAUUCAAUGAUAUUUCUAGAUCUGUAACUUAUGAAGUGCAACCUAUAAUUAGUGGAAAUUGUCUUCUUCUUCAGAUAACAAUUUUGUCAGUCAUGCAAGCAGUGAAUUGCCUGAAAUCACUGGAUUGCAUCACAGCCUCUAAAACUCCAGAGCUAUUGAGCAAGUUACCUCUGGAACUUUUGUUUGGUACUUAUUAUGCAUUUACUCAUCAGAGAUUAUGCAAUUACUAAAUCCCUGUAUUUAGCCAUGUUCCUUUCAGCUACUGCCUUCUCAUGCACUUUGUUUUAUCGAAGGAGUCCUAAACCUUUGGAAACUACAGAAGGGAAUUUCCCCCAUCUGCUUCUGUGUUUCCUGGAUGAUCAGCUGUAUUGCUAUAAGGCUUUAUUUACAUAAAUUCAGAAAAGGUACUAAUAUGCAAUAAAACAAUAUCUUUUUGUGAGGAUGAAAUCAUGGAAGCUGUUGUUAACUGCCAGUUGAUUAACAAGUGUCAGUAUGUUCCUCAUCUUAUUGUAGGGCACAGGUAAAGAUACUGAUUGUCUGACAUUCGAGUUCUUUAUUUUAAUCUUUCAUAUUAGACCUAAACCCAUAAAAGGACAAUAAUCAAAUGGUUAAUGAUUAUAAAAUUCCUUCUCUCUCUUUCUCUUCAAAAGUCCAUGAAGUAUUUUAACCCCUGCAUGGAAAGCAGGUGGACUGCUCCUGUGCUUUUUCUGUGAUGGGGAGAAUGAUGUGGUAAGCCCACCCCCUCUCCCCUCCCAAAUUUUUUGCCCUGUAUGGGAGUGUUUUUCAAGGUUGAGCUAUUGAGUCCUCUUCAGCACUUCAGACUUUCAGCUGGUAUUUCGUUAAGUCCUUUGGGAUAUAAGAGAGGAAGUGUAUUAUCAGGAUGCAGCACUUGGUGACCAGAGAAAGUUGCCUCUGGCUGGAGCUUUGCGCAUGGUGUCUGAGAGCAGCUUGACUCCCCAGCUCUCCUCUUUAACAUCCCCAAACUGCUCAGAAAUGUCAGUUCCCCAGUAUUAGUUGGGAAAAGGCUCAGUUUUCCCUGAUGCAUUUCUUCUUCCACAGAUCUGACUGGAUAGCUCUGCAGCACUGGCACACAGGCUGUCUCUGCAUCCUUUGUUAUAAACACAGGAGGGGUUUGAGCCUGUUUUCUCUGCCUCCUGGGACAAUGGGAGAGGAAGCUUAGGAGAGGAUGGACCCUUUGUCAAUCUGUGUUUUGCUGCUCUGCCUUACUGUGACUGCAGUUGUUGUGAGGUAAUCUGAGGAGGGACAACAGGAGGGAAGGAAGCUGAGAAGUUUACAGCAAUGUCAAGCCGGGAAGACUAGUAAGUCAGGAAACUAAAAUAAGAAACAAACAGAUAAACGUGAAAAACCCAGAAAAAAUAUUGUAGGGUUGAUUGCGGCUUGGGAAGGAACCCAAGUUUAAGAUCAUGCUCAGGGAGGGACCACAUCCAGCUUAAAUUUGACUGUCUGCAAGGGUAUUCAAACUGGCCUUCACAUCCUAUCCUGGGCAACCUGUCCCAGUGCCUCACCCCCUUGCUAUGGAGAGAGGGCUUCCUAUGUCUGAUGGGAAUUUCCCUUUUCACAGCUUGUGGCUGAUACUGCUCAUGCUUUGGCUGUAGCCUCUGAGGAGACUCUGGGCACAACCCUCCCCACACAGGCCCCAGGGCAGGGAAAUGAUGGCCUUCCUUGACCUGGUGGGCCCCUCAGCAGCCUUUGAACUGCAGUAGUGUUGAGACACUAAACACAUUUAUAUGGCACCUGUAACUGACCCAGGCGCAGGUUUGGAGGUGCCUGGGGCCUGGCAGCCCACAUGGCCCCUCUUGGUCACACAGGAAACCAGGUUGAAAUUUGGUUUGGUCAGGGUGGACAAAAGUCACUGUCCCCUCAUUCCCAGGAAGUAAUGAAAAACACUUCCCUGGAAUAUAUAAGCACCUCCCUGUUUUUAUAUAUUUUUUGCCUUCUGUUUGCAUUCGGGCUUUGUGAAGGUAAAGACUGAUAAGAUACAGUUAUGUGUCAUAUCACAACCAGCAGAGCUUUCUUCAGCUAUUUGCAUGAAACAUUUUUUAUUGUUAUAACUACUUUGUGCUAAUAAACUGAAGGUACUUUGUACACACCAAUUACAAACAAAAUGACAGCACUUGAAAUUGGGGUCCUCCUUGUUGUUCUAAGUCUAAGUCUUAACCUAUUUUCCUAAAUCAAACAAACAUGAGAUAAAACGAGCACUAUGAACGCGAGUCCAGCUGUGAUGAGGCACACUGCCAGCCGUGGUCAGGUGUGGGAACCACCAGUGUGAUGAGAAUUGCUUGAGGGCAGGACUAUGGGGUGAACACUGCCUGAGCAGUGUCAUCGCUCUGGCAUCCAAGCUGCUGCUACUUAGGUAGAAGGGUCAAAGCUCAGAUGAGAAGAUUCUGUCCAAGAAGCACUGAAUGGAGAAGAAUUACUGCUGAAGAGUCACAAGGAGGACUUGAGGUGGCAAGGCCACCUCCAUCUGGAUAACAGUAUGGCCUAGGAAAUGGCAUACGAAAUGCCAAAGUUGAGUACAGGUGUAAAUAGAUUUGGGAUCCAUGAAAUCUGUAUGUAAAAGAAAAAACUACCAUUCUAGUCAGCUAGUUUGAGGCAUUGCCUAAUGCUGACAGGUAAUCUUUAAAGCAGUGCAGAGAUAGCUGCAUACUGAGAGCAUUGAUCUUUUUGUAAUCUUUUGUGGCAUUUCACUGUGAUCCGUAAAACAGUUACAAAAAGCUGCAUACAUUAGGGCAUGGGUUCUUUAUUGCCUCCUCCCCAUCCUUUGGUCAGUAGCUGUGGCUCUGCAGAGAAAUAUUUCCAGUAUACGUGAUGCCAUGCACGCUGCAAGGUUGCUCACAUAUAACUCAGCCAUAUGAAACUCCCUCAAUUCUCGCUAUUACAUAGAGAAACUAAUUUCUCUAGAUAACAAUCUAUUCCAGAGUUCCAGGUGUUUCCAUUUCUACAAGAAAUAAUAGGAACUCACCCUUUGAGAGAGGUACUGGCACUCUGUGAAGGAUAGAAGGCAUGUAAUUAUGCACUAUCUAUGACAGAUCGUAAGCUCUACCUUAAGAGAAGCCAUUUAAGGCUCAGGUUACUCUGUAAGCUCCUGGAGCUGGCAGUAGCUCCUCUCUUACACUGGCUGGCCAGGACAUGGCCUGCAGUCAUCACAGUCGUUUCACACAGAUCCCUAUGGGAAAGUGCUUGUACUUGGAGUGGUGACAGAGCCUCUCCCUGGUGGUUUCUCUAGAGCUGUGCGAGGCAAUUUUAAGAUUGUAUGUAUUUUUGUUGAAUGUUCGGGAGUCACAAUACUAUGGUACAGUUUGGGAAAGCAACAAACUGCAGCUAUUGUUCAUGAAGCCCGUUAAUGCAUUCUAGAAAGUACAGAUUUGGAAAAUAUAGGCCCCAUUUCAAGUUCUUUUAAGCUCACUCUUUUCAGAUGAAAAAGUUCAGAUGUGUAACAAACUGGCAGGAAGUCAUGGCAGGGAAUAUAUGAUUAAGGAAAUGAAAUAAACCCAUUUCCACGAAUACUCAAAGGGUAUUCAAUGGGUAUUGCCCAUGUGUCCUUGCCAAUAUUGCAGUCCAGAGCUCGGAAAGCAGCAGUCUGGAAAGCCCGAUGUUACUGUGCAGGCCAACCAGGACUAUUCAUUCAUGUGUACUUUGGUAUAAGGUGUUGUACCUUGUGACCCAGCUCCUGUGAGUUUGCCACAGAAAUGAAUCUGGCUGGCUCAGCCCACCUCCCUCUGCCCCCAGGUUGGUUUAUUAAAUUCUAGCAGAGCAGACACAUAGUUUCUGUCGGUAACAAAAGUUACCUACAUUUCACUUUCCUCAUUUCACAACCCACACUCCUACCCCUACAUACACUUCACCCACAGAACCAUUACCUCAUAGCCUUUUAUUUCCUUUUCUUUUAGACUGAAUCUUUUACGCGACUUUAAAAAAACCAGAAACUAUUCCCCAGUGCACUGUUAUCUCUGGUUGUAGCACCCGGAAAGAGUGCUGGGGCCAAAUCGGGCACGAUGGAAUUUGCUGUGGGGAAACCCGCUGAUGACAGUGAUCCCGCCCGUGUGUGAAUUCCCGUGGCUCCUGGCACCCCUUUAUAAGCAGGUGGAGGUGCGGCAGGGCUGGCAGGAGCAGCAGGCAGGCACUGACUGGAGCACAGCUGUGUGUGCAGAGGGAAUGACUGGCUGCAGCAGCAAGAGCAUGGUCCUGCUUUCCCUGCUGGGGUUCCUGGCACUGCUCCUGUGCGGCUCCUCGGAAGCACAAAGCAACCAGGAUUGCUGCCUGUCCUACACCAAAGUGCGUCUGCCGCGGUGGGCGCUGAAGGGUUACACUGAACAGCUCUCCAGUGAGGUCUGCGACAUCCCUGCCAUCAUUUUUCACACUGCCAGUGGGCUGAAGGCUUGUGUAAAUCCUAAGGAAGGCUGGGUGAAGAAACAUCUCCUCUACCUGAGCCACAAGCUCAGGAGGAUGUCAGCCUGAUGAGGUUUCCAGCAAGGAGCUAAGCACAGACAUGGCUGAAGAGCCCUGGCUGAGAUGGUUUGUGCACUGUAGUGUGCUCACUGCCCUCCAACUCCGGCUUCUUUGGAACCAAUGAACUUCUUGAGCUAAUUCGUAUUGCUUGAGCUAAGCAUGUUGUUAAAGUUUCUAUUUUUACAAAAUGUGUAUGUUACUGAUAGGACAUGAGUACUGUUUAGUAAAGUCUACCUUGAGCUGUACAGAGUAUGAAUUUUAUGAAGUUUGUUGCAUUUUGUUUUUGUUUUCUUAAGCAUGUGUAAAGUGGGUUAUUUAUUCUGUUUAUUUUAUUAUUGUCUUGUACCAAAAUGUUUCCUUUAAGCUGUACUUAGCAUUACAAUACCUCUUGAAUUAUGGUUAAACACGUUUG